AUGGCCUUGUUGGGGGACUGGCUCUUACGCCAUUCGGUGGUCAUGUGUUUACUGCUGCACAGCCUGGUGCUCAUGACCUUCUGCUUCCAUCACGCCGACACCAGUUGCUCCAAGAACUGCUACUGCACGAAGGGCGACACCAGCGGUAUCACAGUGCGCUGUAGCAAACUGAAGCUCACCGAGAUCCCCCACGACCUCCCCAACGACACCAGGCGCCUGUUUCUGGACAAUAACUCUAUCAAUAAAAUACUAAUCAAUGCUUUUGCAGCGCUGCCACAUUUAGUAGAACUGGACCUAUCGCAUAAUGAGAUAACACAGCUUGAGCCUGGAGCUUUCGGUGGACUGGGAUCCUUGCAGUUUCUGGAUAUUUCGUCCAAUAAGUUAGAGAACUUUAGGGCCGAGCCGUUUGAGGGCUUGAGGGCUCGUGCCAAUCUCACCAACAACCCCUGGCAUUGUGACUGUAACCUUCAGAUGUCCCUGCUGCGUGUCGAUCUGGAGCCUGCCUCUCUCACAGGCAUCGUGUGCCACACCGCUGAGCCAGAGGAGAUCGGAGUCCAGGGGCUCGCCUUCCUCCUCGCACCAGACAUAGACCUCUGUGUUUAUAUGAGGAGGACUACAGAUGUGGCCAUGCUGGUGGUCAUGUUUGCCUGGUUCACUAUGGUCAUCUCCUACUUGGUCUAUUAUGUCAGAGCCAAUCAGGAAGACGCCCGCAGACACUUGGAAUAUCUAAAGUCUUUGCCGAGCCGACAGGGAAAGUCCGAGGAGUCUUCAAGCAUUAGUACUGUGGUAUAG
Molecule: messenger RNA, 792 nt
Organism: Knipowitschia caucasica
Lineage: Eukaryota; Metazoa; Chordata; Actinopteri; Gobiiformes; Gobiidae
Source: the annotation of a GenBank genome assembly